Messenger RNA from Puccinia graminis f. sp. tritici CRL 75-36-700-3, 1880 nucleotides. RefSeq lists its product as uncharacterized. Bases 436 to 1767 code for a protein of 443 amino acids. NCBI's taxonomy places the organism in Eukaryota, Fungi, Basidiomycota, Pucciniomycetes, Pucciniales, Pucciniaceae. The record is from RefSeq and is a predicted model, not a curated record. The transcript has 2 exons.
CGCCCUGCACGUUUGGCACUGCUCUCCCUCGAAUUGCCCGUUGGUCUAUAACCAUUCAAACUAUUUCAUCGAGAUUGCUAAAAAAAACACAUCCGCGCCUGUCAGUUUCCUCGCUCCCGAUCCUUCUCUCCCCAAGAAACGUCCUGCAUAGUCUUAUUUUAAUUCAAACCACCCAGUCAGCAAGAGCCACCAGGCCCCCAGGGCAGCAUUGUAGGGCAGCCUCAAGAGCUCGAGCGUCCUGAUCUACUUUCAAGCAAGCGCAUUUAUCGCCAAGCAGACUGUCAUAGCUGCUAUCCUCGAGUAUUAAAGCCUUCGCCCCAUCAGCCAGAACGACUUCCAUUCCCCCCCAUCCAUACCAUCAACAAUCCACUUCGCCACCACAAGUUCCAGCCCUUAAAUUCCCACCAAUCCUCUAUCCCAUUACAAAUCUUCAUCAUGGCCUCAUCUCCCACCCAAGAAGCCCACUCCCUUUCCACUUUUCACUGGCUCUUUUCUGAGGAAAUGCCAGAUGAAUCUCUUCCCCAGUUCUUCCCGAGGGUUCUUGACUUCGAGCAAUCAAGCACCCAGCCGUCUCACGGUACCCCAUUCCGGCCGGGGCCUCGGUACAGGCGAGAUCAGUCCUACCAGGAGGAUUCCAGUCCGAUCUACGACCCGGACUGUUCUCCCUGCUACUAUCCCGAUUCACCUCAGUGGGCUCCCGGACCCAUAUCGCAGUCCAUUUCCAGCCCUCAAUGGGUUCCCGGACCCACAUCGCAGUCCAUCUCCAGCCCGCAAUGGGCUCCGGGACCAUCAUCGGGGUCCAUUUCCAGACCCACCCUGCAACUUUCGCAGGCCCCUGAGCUGCCCUUCGAAUGCCAAGGUCGCAAGAGGCACACCGAGUCACCUCAGGAAGCUGAUCAACGGCCGCGAAAGUACGCUCGACCAUCAGACUCUCGAUCGGACAGUCACGUCGACAGUGAGAAGCCUGAUGGAUCGGCUGCCGGAACACCUCCGACUACGGCCACGCAUUCGUUACACUCCUCAGAGUCCCCGAGUAGCUCCAGCCUGGCGUGCUUUGAUCACAUCAAAGAGAUUCAAAGACUAAGGGCUCAACUUGUGAUCAGCGAGUCGAGGAAUGCGCGAGCCAUGGCUGACCUGGCGGAGGCGCGGCUCUGCGUCGAUUUCUUGAUGAACGAGGUUGGUAGGGUCAUGGGAUCUACUAGUCAAGCUCAUCCAGCUGCGGAAAGAGUCCGACAGAUAAUCAGCAGCAACACCGAACUCCGCGUCCCACUCUUUACCCGAGCCUCACCGGAGAUGACUACACUCGCGGAUUCGCAGCAGGAUGCGCUGCCGGUGGUUGAUAAUGCCGAUGCGGCCUGGAGCGAGGACCUCGAUCCGAGGAAUCCUAACUCCUACUACUUUUCUGAAAUCCCGAUGGCUGGCCCAUCGACGCGACCCGGGUCUAUCUCCUUGGCCGAGUCCUCACAGUUAGCACCGAUCGGGGGCUUCCAAGGCUAUGGAUCCAUGACAUCGGUCGGCGGCGAAGGCUCGACUAGCUAUUCGGAGAUGGUACGAGAGGCUUCCCUCGAUUACAGAUCAACAUCUUCCCUAACAGAGCCCGGUCGAAGUCGGGAUCCCAGCGGAAGCCAACUGGUGCCAGAUUGGAGUCAUACUCGGGUGGACUCGUACUAUUUCUCGGAGCCACUGCCUCCGUUUGAUUCGGCUCAGGAAACCACCCGCGAAAGCUAUGCUCCAAACUAUGAGCUGCCGGCGACCCGUUACAGUUGAAGUGGAUAUCUCCCCGCUCGAUUAAUUAUCUUUCUUUCGAUUUGUUAUAAGUAAUAUGUAUUUUAGGAAUAGUAGGCAGUAGUGUUAAGUAAAUUAUUUUAUCAGUUAACGUU